CAUAUUUGGACUAACACUUACAUUUAUUGGUGAUCAUACAUCAGAAAAGAAAAUAUACUGCUUUAUAAAUUACAAUGGUGUUGCUGCCACGUUAUUCUGGUAGCCAUUUCUGUAUGAAAAUAUAUCAAAGAGAUAUAUUUUCUAAAGUUUAGUUGUACAUUAAUUUAAUGCAGAGAGUUUCUCCCUUCUGACCUUUGAAUAUGUAGGGUAGGUCACACUGGGACUGUUAUAUUGUCCCUGUAUGAUCCCUGUUCAUCCAAACUUCAGGGUGCCAUUGAUUAGGUAGUUCGUCUACAUACAAGUUGAGCAGCACUGUUCCAUUGCCAUAUUCCCAUUUGGAGCUGCAAUUUCUGCCAGACAAAACCAUGAAAGACUCGCCACCAUUCUGCUCCUUGCUUCUCCUCUUUCUUAUCGGCCCUUCCUUGGCCGUUUAUGGUCUCUCUCUCUCUCUCUCUCUCACACACACACACGCGCGCGGACGAAAUUUAAUAUCAAUUGCUUGCUUAGGAAAUCCCUUGAGAUGCUUUUUCUUUGCAGAUGGACCUUUGUAUGAUUAUUCUGCUUACACCCAGUGUAAAGCAGUGCCAGAAAGCCCACUCUACAAUGGUGGGAUCAUCAGCGGUCAAAGCACAAGGUUGGCCUCUGGACUCAACAUUUCUGGAGCUAGCAGCCGUCAUUUCCCUGCUUUUGUGUUGCAUAAUCUCACUGCCAACACCAUCUACUCUUUCUCUGGUUAAGUGCUGUAAACACGAGAUUUUUCUUAUUGCUUUUGUAGUUUGAUAUUGUAUGAUUACAUAUAGCGGCAUAAGUAGCCAUAGAUGAAAGAGGUUUUCAAUAAAACUCUUGAAGAGUAGAAGGGAUUUGACACUAAUCCAUGCAUGUCAUUGCUAAUAAUCAAAAGGUUGGGUAAAGAUAAAGGGUGCAAAUUCGGCCCCCAUAAAGGCAAGUCUCACAGCAGAUAAUACUACCUUCCAGUGCAUAGGGACUGCUAUUGCAAAGAGCAGAUGUUGGUCUUUUCUCAAAGGAGGAUUCGUUGUAGAUUCUCCCUCAGAUCUCUCCAUCCUCCUCUUUCAGAAUGUGGAUACUAGCAAUGCCAAUAUAACAGUUGCAAGUGUCUCUUUGCAGCCAUUUACAGAUGAAGAAUGGAGAACAAACCAGGAAUACAAAAUCAACACUAAGACGAGCUGUCAUAAUCCAUGUAUCGGAUGUGCAUGGAGACAUUCUCGAAGGAGCAGAAAUCAAGGUGGAGCAAGUUUCAAGAGAAUUUCCAUUCGGAUCCGCCAUAGCAAAGACAAUUCUUGGAAAUUUGCCCUACCAGAAUUGGUUCGUGGAGAGAUUCAACACAGCAGUGUUCGAAGACGAGCUGAAAUGGUACUCAACAGAGCCCCGGCAGGGGAAGAUCAACUACACAAUACCAGAUCAAAUGCUGGAAUUCGUCAUAGCCAACAAACUCACAGCCAGAGGACACAACAUCUUCUGGGAAAACCCUAAUUUCACGCCGGCAUGGGUUCGGAAUCUGACCGGAGGCGAGCUGAGCGCCGCCGUGCACUCCCGGAUCGAGAGCCUGAUGAACAAGUACCGAAGCGAGUUCAUCCACUGGGACGUGAACAACGAGAUGCUGCACUUCGACUUCUACGAGCAGAGGCUGGGCCCCAACGCGAGCUUGGCAUUUUUUAGAACAGUUCAUGGGUCGGACCCGUUGGCGACGCUGUUCAUGAACGAAUUCAACGUGGUGGAGACUUGCGAUGAUGCGAAUUCCAGCGUGGAUGCGUACAUUGGGAGGCUGAGAGAGCUGAAGCGAGGCGGGGUCUCCAUGGAUGGGAUUGGGCUGCAAGGCCACUUUGGGAAGCCCAAUCCUGCGCUUAUCAGAGGCGUCUUGGACAAGCUGGCGACGCUGGAACUUCCCAUUUGGUUCACGGAGGUUGAUGUCACCAACACCUUCGACAUGGAGACACAGGCCAAAUACCUAGAAACAGUGCUGAGAGAAGGCUUCUCACACCCAGCUGUAAACGGGAUAAUGCUCUGGACGGCUCUGCAUCCAACCGGCUGUUACCGAAUGUGCCUCACCGACAACAAUCUUCACAACCUCCCCGCCGGCGACGUCGUCGACAACCUCCUCAAACAAUGGCAAACUGGCGCGGUGACCGGCCGGACAGAUGACCAUGGUUCCUAUACCUUCUUUGGCUUCUUAGGCCAAUACCAACUCAUUGUCACUUAUGCCAACAGAAGCGCCAAUUCUACCUUUUCUCUGUGUAGAGGCGAUGAAACCAAACACUUCACCAUUCAACUUUUAUAAUUUCUAUAUGUCUAUGUGAAAUUAGUUAGUCAGAUUAGUUUUUCUUGAUACUGCUAGUGCUCUUAGAAUGCAGGCUAAUUUACCAAAAACUUUCUAGUAUGAAUGUGUUCUUACAGCUACAUAUUUGAUAAAUUGAC
Messenger RNA from Diospyros lotus (date-plum), 2433 nucleotides. Its product is annotated as endo-1,4-beta-xylanase 1-like. The record is from RefSeq and is a predicted model, not a curated record. The coding region runs from base 1136 to 2296 and encodes 386 amino acids. The transcript has 6 exons. Lineage: Eukaryota; Viridiplantae; Streptophyta; Magnoliopsida; Ericales; Ebenaceae. Gene Ontology annotation, biological process: carbohydrate metabolic process. Gene Ontology annotation, molecular function: hydrolase activity, hydrolyzing O-glycosyl compounds.